Messenger RNA from Coniophora puteana RWD-64-598 SS2, 2158 nucleotides. RefSeq lists its product as uncharacterized. The transcript is spliced from 16 exons. Gene Ontology annotation, cellular component: cytosol; nucleus; mitochondrial outer membrane. Gene Ontology annotation, molecular function: protein binding. The coding region runs from base 44 to 2062 and encodes 672 amino acids. The record is from RefSeq and is a predicted model, not a curated record. NCBI's taxonomy places the organism in Eukaryota, Fungi, Basidiomycota, Agaricomycetes, Boletales, Coniophoraceae.
CCACAGCACUACUACACACAUCUCCCCCUCUGCAUCGACGGCAAUGAGCGCACAGGACACCGACGCCCAGCUCCAGUCGGCCGCCAAGGGCUUCGACCACCUCUUCGCCAACGACAUCGACGCGGCACGCAAGGCAUUCGAUGGCGAGGACUCGCCGUUUCACCUCCUCGGCAUGGGUGUAUGCGCCUUUUUGCAAGCCGCGUUGGGCAUGGAAACCGGUCUGAUGGCCGAGGCAUCGCGUCUCUUGAGUCUCUCCGAGGCGGGCGCGAAGAAGCACAUCAAGAACGCAAAGAGCGGCAAGCCUGCUCACCGGUUCACGCCCGGUAUCGAGUGGGAGAUUAUGCAGGCGGACGCGGUCGUGUUGCUUGCGUUGACACAUGCGCUCAGCGAGUCGUACAAGGGUUAUAUGCAGUGUCUCUAUGAGAUGAACAGCGCGCACUCGCGUUUCACCAAACUCUACAAGACCGUCUAUCCAGCUGGCCUUCAAGCAUACUCGACACCCUCCACAUCUCCUCAGCCAUCGCGGAAGCCUUCCAACGACAGCAUCCAGUCCUCGGCGACGGCACAAUCCGCUCGGUCCGGAGGCAGUUUCUUUUCACGAUGGUACUCUGGGUCGCCGUCAACAAAGACGCUUGCUCCUCCUCCAGGCUCGGCCCAGAAUCAAGCGACCGGUCCAGUGGAAGAGCUCGUCUUAUCUGGCACGGCGUUUGGAUAUGGCUUAUUCAACCUCGUUUUUUCGCUACUCCCCGCUGGCAUCAGAGGCGUUAUCGGUUUCCUUGGAUUCACCCACGACCGCAAGCUGGCCUUACAGGCGCUCGCUGUGUCUGCUGCACGGACGGAUGUGCACGCCGUAUUUGCUGGGCUGGUCCUUAUGACGUAUUAUGGCGUCGUUCUGCUCUUGGCGGGGUACCAGGCAGACGAGGCGCAUAUAAUCAAGCAGUAUCAGGCGAUAGUCGAUAAGGCAGAUUCACGAUACCCCACGGGCGCGCUGUGGAUCCUGAAUAGAGCGAAGAUCCUACGUAUGCGAGGCGAUGUGGACGACGCUAUCAAGGUGCUCCAAGAUGGCUUGGACCCGGGGAAGUCUCAGGCGUCUUUCCCCCAAGCCGAUACUCUCCUCGCAUUUGAACUUUCCUGGACUCUACUCUCUCAACGACGAUACCAGGAAGCGGCGGAUACGUUCAUGAGGCUCACCGGGCUCAAUAGCUGGAGUCACGCAACAUACUACUUCAUCGCGGCGGGCUGCCACUUCUCGUUGGGCGACCUCGAUAAAGCGCAGGAGCUGCUAGACCAGAUUCCCGAGUUACUGAAUGGACGCAAGAUCAGUGGCAGGGAUCUCCCCACUGAGGUAUUCAUCAAGAAAAAGAUUGAGUUCUACAAGGCGAAGCAGGUACGGAGGGGUGGAGACGAGGUUCGGUUUGUAGAGGCGAUCUCAAUCAGUCCGGCUGAAGAAAUUGCCCUAUUCUGGAACACGCACCAGCGGAUACCGCACGAAGUCGCACUCGAGCACAUCCGCGAAUGGUCCUCGCUCGGGCCCGCGCUCGACAUCACCAGCCAGCACACGUCCCAGCCCUCGCCGGACAACAAGCGCCCGGCGCUCGACACGGCCGACGAGCUCGUGGUGCGUUCGCUGCUUCUCGGUAUCACACACCGCACCGUCGGCGACUUCAAGGCGUCGCGCGAAUACCUCGUCGACGCCCACCGCGCGUCCACGAGCGGCGGCCAGGUGAAGAUCAACACAUGGGUCGGAGGCGUCGCGAUGUUCGAGCUUGCUGUGCUGGAUCUGAAGGAGGUGCAAGCGAAGGAGGAGGAGAUGGCGCUUGAGACGCCGCCCGAGAUCCAGUUGAACGGGGUCGCUGCCGAGGUUGUUGUAGAUGGCGAGCCUGUGCUCGCUGUCCCUGCGGGAGCAGGGGUGUGGGCGCUGGCGCUCAAGGGAGCGUCGGAGAAGCUGGAUGCGGCGCUUGCGCUCGCAACGCGGGACACGGAUCUGUCGUCGCGCCUGGAUAGCAGGAUUACCAUGCUGAGGGGGGAGAUUGCGACGAAGAAGGAGAUGGUGGGCUGUUAGACAACCACGGUUUUAGAUGUGGACGUUUCAGUCCGAAGUAGUGUACCAUAGGGUGGACUUUAUUAAUUGUGAUAAUCUAUACACGAUUUCUUAAAC